AUGAGGAUGCAAAUCCAGUUGGAUUUUUUGGGUUCAGGGUGCAAAUCCACCGUGCAGCGGGGCCGGAUCCCCCCCAGCCCCUCCAGCAGCAGCCCCAACCCCCUCCCCAGCGCCGAGUUCUCCAACGGGCAGCCGGUGUCGGAGCUGAUCUCCUAUUGGACGCUAAAGUCCCAACCCUCUCUUCUCACAGCCGUGCAGCGGGGCCGGAUCCCCCCCAGCCACUCCAGCAGCAGCCCCAACCCCCUGCCCAGCGCCGAGUUCUUCAACGGGCAGCCGGUGUCGGAGCUGAUCUCGCAGCUGCUGCGCGCCGAGCCCUACCCGGCGGCGCGCUACGGCUCGCAGUACGCGCAGCACGGCAGCGUCAUGGGCAUCGACAACAUCUGUGAGCUGGCCGCCCGCCUGCUCUUCAGCACCGUGGAGUGGGCCCGCAACAUCCCCUUCUUCCCCGAGCUGCCCGUGUCGGACCAGGUGGCGCUGCUGCGGCUGAGCUGGAGCGAGCUGUUCGUGCUGAACGCGGCGCAGUCGGCGCUGCCGCUGCACAUGGCGCCGCUGCUGGCGGCCGCCGGCUUCCACGCCGCGCCCAUGGCGGCCGACAGGGUGGUGGCCUUCAUGGACCAGAUCCGCGUCUUCCAGGAGCAGGUGGACAAGCUCAACCGGCUGCAGGUGGACUCGGCGGAGUACAGCUGCCUCAAGGCCAUCGCGCUCUUCACGCCGGACGCCUGCGGGCUGUCGGACGCGGCGCACGUGGAGGCCCUGCAGGAGAAGGCGCAGGUGGCGCUGACCGAGUACGAGCGCUCGCAGUUCCCGGCGCAGCCGCAGCGCUUCGGGCGGCUCCUGCUGCGGCUGCCGGCGCUGCGCGCCGUGCCCGCCUCGCUCAUCUCCCAGCUCUUCUUCAUGCGCCUGGUGGGCAAGACGCCCAUCGAGACCCUGAUCCGCGACAUGCUGCUGUCCGGCAGCACCUUCAACUGGCCCUACGGCGCCGGCCAGUAGGGCAGGAGGGGAGGGGAGGACGGGAGGAGAGGGAGUGGUGGGUUGGAGCGGCGCCGGGAAUGGCGCUGGGAAUGGUGGAUUUGGGAUUGGCCAAAAAAAACGGACUGGGAAUUGGUCAAAAUGCCGGAUUGGGAAUUGGCCGAAAUGUCAGAUUGGGAUUGGCCAAAAAAACGGACUGGGAAUUGGUCAAAAUGUCAGAUUGGGAAUUGGCCAAAAUCCGGACUGGGAAUUGGUCAAAAUGCCGGAUUGGGAAUUGGCCGAAAUGUCAGAUUGGGAUUGGCCAAAAACUGGACUGGGAAUUGGUCAAAAUACCAGAUUGGGAAUUGGCCAAAAAACCGGAUUGGGAAUUGGUCAAAAUACUGGAUUGGGAUUUGGCCAAAAUCCGGACUGGGAAUUGGCCAAAAUGCCGGAUUGGGAAUUGGCCAAAAACUGGACUGGGAAUUGGCCAAAAUACCAGAUUGGGAAUUGGUCAAAAUACUGGAUUGGGAUUUGGCCAAAAUCCGGACUGGGAAUUGGCCAAAAAACCGGAUUGGGAAUUGGUCAAAAUACUGGAUUGGGAUUUGGCCAAAAUCCGGACUGGGAAUUGGCCAAAAUGCCGGAUUGGGAAUUGGCCAAAAAACUGGACUGGGAAUUGGUCAAAAUACUGGAUUGGGGAAUUGGCCAAAAAACCGGAUUGGGAAUUGGUCAAAAAACCGGACUGGGAAUUGGUCAAAAUGCCGGAUUGGGAAUUGGCCGAAAUGUCA
Molecule: messenger RNA, 1733 nt
Organism: Oenanthe melanoleuca
Lineage: Eukaryota; Metazoa; Chordata; Aves; Passeriformes; Muscicapidae
Gene: NR2F6
Product: nuclear receptor subfamily 2 group F member 6
Exons: 4
Coding region: 1-990 (329 amino acids)
Biological process (GO): negative regulation of transcription by RNA polymerase II; anatomical structure development; cell differentiation
Molecular function (GO): RNA polymerase II cis-regulatory region sequence-specific DNA binding; nuclear receptor activity
Source: RefSeq, a predicted model, not a curated record